Komagataella phaffii GS115 is the source of this 594-nucleotide messenger RNA. RefSeq lists its product as hypothetical. The record is from RefSeq and is a predicted model, not a curated record. NCBI's taxonomy places the organism in Eukaryota, Fungi, Ascomycota, Pichiomycetes, Pichiales, Pichiaceae. Bases 1 to 594 code for a protein of 197 amino acids. The transcript has a single exon.
AUGUCAGACGCUGAACCCAUUGAUGAGACGAGAGGUCCUGAAGAAAUCCCUCUGGAAGAAUUGGGAAUUGAGGACCGAGCCGUUGAGUAUCAGGCAGAUGAUCCAUUUGCCGGCGAAACUUCCUUUCUGUUGGAGAAUCAAGAACACAGUCAAGGGUUAGGGAAUGAGGCCGUCUUUCCAUGGGGUUCUAACCAACCCGUCGAAGCUACAGAUGGCAACAGAACGCCUGAGGAUUCAUUUAAUGCGAAAAGCCAUUACAAAGAGUUCAAGCUCAAAACUUUCAAGGUGAAACGGCUCCCAGAAGUCAAUUUUAAUGAGUUCAAGUUGAACCCCGAAAACUACAAGCGUAAGAGUCCGUUUCUUAUGAUACUGCAAGACGGAGCGUCAUAUCUCUACGAUCAAAGAAAAAACGUCAUUGUGGGAAAGUUUGACUUGAAUGGCCAAUUCUUCCAUCGAUUAUAUCUACAACAGUUUCCUCCAAGUAUACUUGAAAUGAUGAAGGCAAAUCAGUUCGAACGGGUGAUAAACCAUCCAUUCGUAACCAAAAUCAGACAGGAACGUAGCUCUGCUUAUUAUUAUUCAAACUGGGUGUAA